This is a messenger RNA of Astrephomene gubernaculifera, 481 nucleotides long. The record is from the annotation of a GenBank genome assembly. NCBI's taxonomy places the organism in Eukaryota, Viridiplantae, Chlorophyta, Chlorophyceae, Chlamydomonadales, Astrephomenaceae.
CGCGGGAGGCGGCGCUGGAGGUCAUCCACUGGGUUGCCCGCUUCAAGCCCAAGCAGCUCUCCCGCAGCAAGGAGCAGGUGCGGGCGCUGGUGGGCGCGCUGUGCACCAUGGCAGCGGAGCCGCCCCCGCCCGACCUAGACCCGGAGGACGAGGGCACGCUGCCGCCCGCCAAGCUGGCAACGCAGGCGCUGGACUCGGUGGCGCUGCACCUGCCGGCGCAGUGCGUGUAUCCUGCGGUCCUCUCCUUUGCCCGCGAGGCGCUGUCCUCCCCCUCCCGCGCGCACCGCGAGGCCGCCCUCACCGCGCUGGCAGUGGUGUUCGAGGGGUGCGCGGAGCCGCUCAGGAAGAGGCUCAAGGACGUGAUGCCGCUGCUGCUGGCUGGCCUCCGCGACCCCGAGGCGCCCGUGCGGGGUGCUGCCGCCUUCGCCCUGGGCAUGGCGGCGGAGUUCCUGCAGCCGCACAUCGUGGAGUACUACAAGGA